GAGCCCCCCCACAUUAAAGAGGAACAUGAGUACCCAGAGCCCCCCCACAUCAAAGAGCAACAGGAAUACCCAGAGCCCCCCCAUAUCAGAGAGCAACAGGAGUAUCCAGAGCCCCCCCACAUCAAAGAGCAACAGGACGACCCAGAGCCCCCCCACAUUAAAGAGGAGCAGCUUCAAGGGCUGGAGGAGGCUCCUGUGAAGAAUGAAGAUGAUGAAGAGGAAGAUCAGUCCUUAGAGCUUGAUCACAGACAAACUGAACACAUGGAGACAGAAGGUGGUGGAGAGGACUGUGGAGGACCAGAACCUGACAGGAACUCGGGUCCAGAUUGGCCUACAGAACCAGAUACUGAUGAGGAGACUGAAGACUCAUCUGAACCUGAGACUGAUGAUAGGAAUGAGACCAGAGCACCUCAGUCAGGUUUAAACUCUCAUACGAAUGAUAAAGGUCCCAUCAGUGUUUCAAGAGGUAGAACAGGUGAGAAACCUUUGAGCUGUUCUAAAUGUAAGACAACAUUUGGUUGCAGUAAACAGCUGAAGAUACACAUGAAGACCCACGCAUCAGAGAAACCGUUCAGCUGCUCAGAGUGUGGUAAGUGUUUCACUGUAAGUGGAAGUCUGAAAAGACACAUGAGUUGUCACACAAGGGAGAAACCUUUCAGCUGCUCAGAGUGUGGUAAAUGUUUCACUCAAAGGGGACAUCUGAAGAUACACAUGAGACGUCACACAGGGGAGAAACCUUUCAGCUGCUCAGAGUGUGGCAAAUCUUUCGCUGUAAGUGGAAAUCUGAAGAAACACAUGAGUUGUCACACAAGGGAGAAACCGUUCAGCUGCUUGCAUUGUGGUAAAGGUUUCUCUACAAGAUGCAUUCUGAAGAUACACAUGAGAUGUCACACAGGGGAGAAACCUUUCAGCUGCUCAGAGUGUGGCAAAUGUUUCACUCAAAGGGGAGAUCUGAAGAAACACAUGAGAUGUCACACAAGGGAGAAACCUUUCAGCUGCUCACUUUGUGAUAAACGUUUUACUCUAAGUGGAGGUCUGAAGAUACACAUGAGAUGUCACACAGGGGAGAAACCUUUCAGCUGCUCAGAGUGUGACAAAUGUUUCACUCAAAGGGGAAAUCUGAAGAAUCACAUGAGAUGUCACACAAGGAGAAACCUUUCAGCUGUUUGCUUUGUGAUAAAUGUUUUACUGUAAGUGGAGGUCUGAAAAGACACAUGAGAUGUCACACAGGGGAGAAACCUUUCAGCUGCUCAGAGGUACAUGUUUCAGUAGAAGUGGAUAUCUGAAGAAGCACACAGAUGAGAAUCCAUUUUAGCCCCAUUACCGAAUCAACCUAUAGCAGAACUAUGUAGACAGAUAUUUUGCAGUUACUUUUACAACAGCUGUCACAGACUUCCUCCCAGGGAUUCAGUCUUCGUGAGAUGACACUCUUGUUCCUGGUGUAAAACUCAUCCAUGAGGCUCCCAGCUGAUGGCUUGUGGAUCCCCCCACACCCGCCUUGUGCCUUUUGUACUCUGAGCCCAGUCCCUCUCCAGGAGUUUGGUUCCUGAAGUAGUAACAGCACUGGCUCUGGUUUCUCCCUCCAAGAGAGGUGAAAGAACUUGUCCAUAGAGCCAGUCUGUGAAGCCCGGGUACAACCCACAAGGUAUCCAACUGAGCUGCAUACCCCUUUGAGUGGUGCGCCCAUAGAGCAGCUGAGCCAAAUGGAUACGUUUCCCCCUAGAUAAAUGGACUGUCUCAGCGACAAGAACCUCACCAGCAAGCUUCAUUCCCAGUUGAGGCUCCAGUAAGGGGCUUCGCUGUCCCUUUUUCAGGGAUGGUCAGUGAUUUCUUGCUCUGCCAACACAACUCCAAAGGUCACAAGGUCAAACACACAAACCGUAUGCUAAGUUUAGCUGGUUGUUCAUUGGAAGGCUGUAUUUAAAGCACGUAUUUCAUAUUUAUAGCAUAUUUCUCACCUGCUGAGCAGCAACUUAUAAUAAAAUGUAUGAGGAAGUGAAGCAUAUCAUACGCAAAAAAGGGAAUACGCAGCUGUAACUAAACAAAGAGAAAAGGCAGACAAUCGCAUUUUGCAGGCUGGUAGUCGCCUUAACAGAGGACGUUGCAUGUGUACGGACUGUGGAAAUCCUCUUUGGUGUAACACAUUCUUCUGUGGCCAGUGAAGGUCAUGAAGAUGUGCGCCAAGGACUUCAGGGCCAAGCACACACUGGACGGUACGGCAAAUAGUGCAUUUAUUCACAGUUUGUCAUCUCCCUCGGCAUAUAAAACAUGCCGCUUUCAGAAAAGCGCAGUGCCACACAGACCAUCUGUGGGAUGGUGAGAGCAGGCUUCAGACCCAGCAGUCUGCACAAAUAACGGAUUCCAUCUCCAGAAAAUCUAUACUUCUCAUGCAGGUACUCGUGGGGAACAGCUAAAGGGUCUGAUCUGAACACCAUCUGACGUCUGAAAGCACGUCUUAAUAUCAGCGCUAAGUACAAAGAAACAUAUCACAGUAAUGUCUUUGUAUCAAGGAAUGUAACCAGAAUGACAUUAAACUUUGAUUUUACAUUUGA
Molecule: messenger RNA, 2552 nt
Organism: Pungitius pungitius (ninespine stickleback)
Lineage: Eukaryota; Metazoa; Chordata; Actinopteri; Perciformes; Gasterosteidae
Product: gastrula zinc finger protein XlCGF17.1-like
Exons: 1
Coding region: 262-1194 (310 amino acids)
Biological process (GO): urogenital system development; embryo development; regulation of transcription by RNA polymerase II
Cellular component (GO): nucleus
Molecular function (GO): RNA polymerase II transcription regulatory region sequence-specific DNA binding; DNA-binding transcription factor activity, RNA polymerase II-specific
Source: RefSeq, a predicted model, not a curated record